AUGAUUCAUACCACUCUUACGCAAUAUCCUGAGCUCAAAACAACUAUGUUUUAGGUGAAAUUAACAGACUAGGGAGAUUAUGUUCAUCUGGUGUCAUCUUCACUUUGCUGAUGAAAUUCUCUGGCUUUCUCAGGUUGUCAAGAUCCCAAAAUGCAGUGGACCCAUUAUUGCAUAGCGAGAGGCAGUCAGUGGCAGCCCUCCAUCAGCCUGGCUCAGAUCACUGCAGCCAAUAACAGACCUGAGCUGGUCGUCAGCUUCACUCCUGACCCACUGUGUGACCAGUACAUGAUCAUUGUUCGCUGCGCCAAUUUAGACCACCAUGUAGCCCGGGCACACACGGCUAAUCAGACCACCCUCAAUGUAACAUUCAGUCUGGAUAAAUGGCCCAGAUCUUGCUGUCAGUUUGACGCUGAGAUCAAACCUCUUUUCCCAGAGUGUGGCCAGGACUGCACCCGGGCUUAUGCAAGGAUCCUGUUUGUGGACUUCAGCUCGGCGUUCAACACCAUCAUCCCGGACAUCCUCAGCAACAAACCCUCCCAGCUCACUGUGCUAGCCUCCACUUGUCAGUGGGUCACAAACUUUCUGACUGACAGGAGGCAGCAGGUGACGCUAGGGAACAUCACAUCCAGCACACGGACUAUUAGCACUGGCACCCCUCAGGGGGCGGAGAGGCAGAAGUAG
Molecule: messenger RNA, 681 nt
Organism: Etheostoma cragini (Arkansas darter)
Lineage: Eukaryota; Metazoa; Chordata; Actinopteri; Perciformes; Percidae
Product: interleukin-17 receptor B-like
Exons: 6
Coding region: 151-681 (176 amino acids)
Source: RefSeq, a predicted model, not a curated record